GGAUACAGAGAGAGCUGUGGCUUUAGCCGGCGCUAGUAAACACUGACGCUCCAGUCAGGUCACCACCGUGGGACACCACGUCUCCUGACAGAGAGAGAGAACCUAGGUAACCUCAGAGCCACUGCCCACUGACGGACCGGACCAGCACAGCACCACACCUCCCUGCCACCCUACCCCAGGCCGCUAACAGGACGUUCAGAUCUGAUACAGCAACGGGUUGAUCAUUAUCAACUGUAGAGGGCUGGCGACGACUCUGGCACCACUUCAGGCACGAGGACAUGGCUUCUAACAGCAUCUUUGAUUCCUUCGGCAACUACGGCCCCACUCUACUGAGAGACCCUAACACCACCAGACGGUUCACACCGCCCUCCACGUCGUUCCCCUGCAGCAAGAUUGGAGACGGCAGCGGGACCAUGGGCACCCCUGGACCACUGAGGACACGACCCGAGGCCAGGAAUGUGGUGGACGUCCUGUCAGAUCACGCUGGCGAGCUGGUCCGUACAGACAGCCCAAACUUCCUCUGCUCCGUGCUGCCCUCACACUGGAGGUGCAACAAGACACUCCCUGUGGCUUUCAAGGUUGUUGCACUCGGUGAUGUACCCGACGGGACUCUGGUCACUGUGAUGGCGGGGAACGACGAGAACUUCUCUGCGGAGCUGAGGAACGCGUCUGCGGUGAUGAAGAACCAGGUCGCCCGCUUCAACGACCUGCGGUUUGUGGGCAGAAGCGGACGAGGAAAGAGCUUCACUCUGACCAUCACAGUCUUCUCUGGUCCCCCUCAGGUGGCCACCUACCACCGUGCCAUUAAAGUGACUGUGGAUGGGCCCAGGGAACCCAGACGUGAGUACUUACAGGGACACAGGGUGAAGCUAGAGGAUCCCCAGAAGAUGCAGUUCUCUGAUAGGCUGACAGAGAUUGAGCGCUACCAGCGGGCCAGCCUGAGGAUGGGGCCUGGUAACCCCCAGCCCCGGCCCAUGCACCAGAGCCACCUGGGGCCCUCCAGCCAGUCCCAGAUACAAGCCCUGUGGUCUGACCAGAUUGACCCACCAGCUCUGAAGACAUGCAAAGUGGAGGACGACCUCAGAUGGUCAAGUCCCACCGCUGAUCUCUUCCCCCAGAGGACCUCCUUCCCCUCUCUGUCCCCGCUGACUGACCCCCGUUUCUCAGACCCACGUAUGCACUACCCAGGAGCCUUCACCUACUCAGCCAACCCCUCCAGCACGGGCAUCGGAGGCCUCAGUGUGACGGGAAUGUCUGCCUCCUCCCGCUACCACACCUACCUGCCCCCGCCCUACCCAGGCAACCAGAACCAGGGAAGCCACUUCCAGUCCAACUCCUCCCCCUACCACCUGUACUACGGCACCGGAUCCGGCUCCUACCAGUUCUCCAUGGUGGGCCCGGGAGGGACCGGGGGUGAGCGCUCCCCCAGCCGCCUGCUGCCCUGCUCGGGGGCCUCAGCCUCUGGAGUUGGCAACAGCCUGAUAAUCCAGGGCCUGAGCAACCAGAGCGAGGGGGUGGAGGCGGAUGGAAGCCACAGCAACUCCCCUACGACCAUGAGCGGGUCUGGACGCAUGGAUGAAUCUGUCUGGAGGCCCUACUGACUGUUAGACAACUAGAGGAAAUGUAGGACAGAGAAGAGAGAGAGAAAGCAAAAGUCAAGAAGUUAUAUGAAACAAAAAAAGAUUAAUCCUUCCCCAAAAAAUAAAUGUUGCAUGUUUGUCUUUUCUUUAUCCCGCACUCGCUUCGUACCCUUUUCCUAGUUGACCAAAGACAUUCAAUGUCUGUCAGAAUGCCAUGGCCAGAGGUGGCCUUUAUGAAGGCCAUGGGUACACCCUGCACUGUGACAGGGACUAUUCUCUGAGACUCUGAAAGCCAUACAAAUCUCAUUCUUUUCAAUUGAUGAGUAAGAACUGCAAAAUAACUGCAAAUAGAUGUUAUGGUGUUAGAACAAAUAAGCCAUAGUAAUAUACUGUAUCAGGUUCUUCUGAAAAACAGGUACAACAUGCAUACCAUAGACUAUGAAAAGGCAAAACUUUCACAUCCAUUCAUUCUAUGCAGCUGAUGAACGGUAAAAAUGCAAGUGCUAUUGUGGCUCAUCCGCCAACGAGACCAAAACUAUCCUUAUCCCUCAGAUAAGGGAUACCUUUCUUGGCGUUACGAGCUAAACAUCCAGAACAGUGACUGUACUGCCUCAACGGCCUUUGACUGUUAUGUGAAAACAGAAGUCAAACAGGAUGUUUGCUUCACGUGACUCAGAAACUGCCCUAGAUGACUUGUGGCUGUAUUGCUAAUGUAUACAUGUCAAUUGAUCCUGAAGCUUUUAUUUUGUGAGCGGUUUGGAGAUUCAUCCAUCAGUCCAUGAAAGAUCAUCAAGAACAAUCCAUCGUCUCAAAGUAGUUAUGCAUUGCUUGAAAAUUGCAUUUAUUAUCUAUACUAGGAUGGAUCAGUCCUUGGAGGUACAGUAAGCAAUGCUUAUUCAAAAUGAACAACAUUAUGUAUUUGAGUGAAACUCCCCUGUAAAGUCGUUAAUGUAUUGGUCAUCUAUGUAGCAGAACAAUAGCUGAUAUUCUGAGGACUGUCCAGGACUUUAGCAGAGAAGAGGUUUUUUGAAGCAGGAAUUUUAUGGAUUCCUGUCUUUUUAGUUUCUUGGACUGUUAUCUUUAUUUUUACUUAUGGUAGGCCUAUAUAUUUCUUCAUUGUGUCUGCAAACUGUUCUAGUGUAGUAUGUCUGAACUAGAUAAUACAGUUGACUUUUUUUAUAUUUAUUUGAGCCAAAUUUGAGAAAAUGUUCACUUAUGCCCAAAAACAUUUAGCAUUUCUCUCUACCUUAUCUUUUUUUAUAAAUAUUUUGUUUAUUUGUUGUUUAAUAUAAAAUUUGAAUUUGUGUAAUAUAUUUCUUCUAAAUUAUGAAAAAAACUAAACUUUUAAUGUUAUUAUUUUGUAUUUCAAUGUAGCUUCGAUGCACUAAAAACAUUCAUGAUAUUCAACCAUUAGAAGCACAGAUCCCAACAUUAAAUCCAACAAUCACUUUAUUUAAGAUCCCCUCUUAAACAGUCGCCCAAUCACCAACCCCCAGCCUCCUUGAGUUCACAUUUUUCCACUCUUUUAAAGAAGAAAAUAAAUACUUAAAACACACAACCCACAUUAUGUGGCUAUGCAGAUCUUGUUUCUUUGUUUAUCACUGAAACCUCAGACUAUGAUUGGCUUAAUCUCAAACCACAUUGGCAUGUCUGAAGUGGCUAACUAAACAGUAGAGAUGGAGUGGGCUGAUUUUCACAUGUAAACACACACACACACACACACACACACACCUGUGCUUUCUGUGCUACAGGUGUGAUUGUGCACAUUCUCACAGUCCCAAUGGCCUUUCCCACCCCAGGGGGACACAGAGAGUAGGGAUGAAGAUAAGAGGGGGUUCAAAGUGGGAUCCUCUUACCAACACCAAGGGCAAUCCUAACUAAAAACAAGCCCUUGUUGUGCACAGGUCCCUUUGUUCUGCAUGAGCUGUGAGUCCUUUGAAGCCUUUCUGACCGUGUUUUCUGUCAUUUAUUGAUCAUUAGUGCCUGUAGCUCAGGGCACUGCACAGGAUUCAGAUGUCAGGACAGAGCAUCUUUUUUUGUAUGAGCUGUGCUGAGCCACUUAAUUAAUUGUGUCAGGUGUGCCAUGUUAAGAAAUGGAGGUGUUUUGGUGAAAAGGAGGAGGAGAGUUGUUGUGGCUUCUUAAGAGCAGAUAUUAUACCAAUUAGGGUUGGUUUAGCGACCCCCAAUCUUUGAGCGCAUACAUUAAAAAACAAAAAAUAUUGCUAGCAUUUGUAGCUCAGAAAAAAAGUUAAGCUAACUCUAUUGACAAAUCUACUACCUUAUGCCUUAUUUUUGUUUAAGACAAUCAAUUCUAUAAAGAUGCAUUCCUAACUCUUGGGGAGUAGAGGGAAAGAAGAGCAUGUUCUUAUAAUCACUGUGUUCCUAUCCAUCCCUUUGGGUUUGAAGGCCUAACUUUAGAUUGGGCAAAAUUCAUGCAGCUACGAGAAAUCAAAGAUGUACCUGAUAUCAUAUGGUUAUAUCAAAACCAAAGAAAGGCCUGUAAUAUUGUUACAUUGAGGGUUUGAAUUUGUUGUUUUACACAAAAUGUCUCGGUUGGUUUCCAUUAUCUGUUGAUAAAAUGUCCAUAACUCUUAAGAAAGAGGUGUGUAUAUCAUGAGGCAUUUGCAAAACAGGGAGGUUAAAUUGUACAAUUACAUUUUAUUUUAUGUUGGAUAGAAAAGCACAAAGCUUUUGUUUUCUUUAAUGUUUCUUUUAAACACCCUCUUCAUUUUGUUUUACCAUAAUGUUAAUUCAUUUUGCUCAAAGCAUGUAUGUCUGAAGCUAUGUUAAUUUAAUUUCCAUCCAUGUAAUAUCCUUAAAGACUCUGUAUUAAGUGCUUGUAAAGUGUGCAGAUAAUGUAGUUUUUAAUCAUUUUAAUUAAAAAAACAUCAAUUUCA
Molecule: messenger RNA, 4477 nt
Organism: Oncorhynchus nerka (sockeye salmon)
Lineage: Eukaryota; Metazoa; Chordata; Actinopteri; Salmoniformes; Salmonidae
Product: runt-related transcription factor 3-like
Exons: 8
Coding region: 279-1601 (440 amino acids)
Biological process (GO): ossification; chondrocyte differentiation; regulation of cell differentiation
Cellular component (GO): nucleus
Molecular function (GO): DNA-binding transcription factor activity, RNA polymerase II-specific; ATP binding; RNA polymerase II cis-regulatory region sequence-specific DNA binding
Source: RefSeq, a predicted model, not a curated record